Messenger RNA from Nannizzia gypsea CBS 118893, 3582 nucleotides. RefSeq names its product kinesin heavy chain isoform 5A. The coding region runs from base 1 to 3582 and encodes 1193 amino acids. Gene Ontology annotation, cellular component: nucleus; spindle microtubule. The transcript is spliced from 5 exons. The record is from RefSeq and is a predicted model, not a curated record. Gene Ontology annotation, molecular function: plus-end-directed microtubule motor activity; microtubule binding; ATP binding. NCBI's taxonomy places the organism in Eukaryota, Fungi, Ascomycota, Eurotiomycetes, Onygenales, Arthrodermataceae. Gene Ontology annotation, biological process: mitotic spindle assembly; microtubule-based movement.
AUGGCCGGCGGUACCAGGCCUCAGCCCACACGGGAGCUGAAAAAGCCAGCAUUGCGAGGUUCAGCAAGACCGCGAGCUUCUAUUGCCCCUGAACGAGUAGAAACCCCGAAAGUAUCUUCGCGGACGCAGACACCCAGUGCGACACGAGCCCUGAAUUCCCCUACAGAAAACGCUGGUAACAAGCGAAAGGAGCGCGAUUUUGAACAGAAUGUUCCUGGCGACACGAAUAUCCGCGUCAUUGUCCGCUGCCGGGGCAGGAGUGAUAGGGAAGUCCAGGAGAAUAGUGGUGUUGUUAUAUCUACCGAAGGAGUGAAGGGGACGACUGUGGAAGUGUCUAUGGGUCCCAAUGCGCUAGGAAAUAGAGAAUAUCAAUUCGACAAGGUCUUUUCUCCAGCCGCCGACCAAGCUAUAAUAUUCGAAGAUGUUGUUACUCCGAUAUUAAACGAGAUGCUCUCUGGGUACAACUGUACCAUUUUCGCAUAUGGCCAAACCGGGACCGGGAAAACGUAUACUAUGUCGGGCGAUAUGACAGAGACUCUUGGGUUGCUAUCGGACAGUGCUGGUAUAAUACCACGCAUUCUUCAUGCUCUGUUCCAAAAAAUCGAAGGUGUCGACAGUUCCGUUAAAUGCUCUUUUAUCGAACUCUACAAUGAGGACCUCAGGGAUCUUCUCUCGUCUGAAGAUAAUGUUAAGUUAAAAAUAUACGAAGAAGGCAUGAAGAAAGGUCACAAUGGUACCAUGGUUCAAGGAGUGGGCGAAACAUAUAUCAACUCUGCAUCAGCCGGUAUUAAACUGCUCCAGGAAGGGAGCCACCGUCGGCAAGUUGCUUCAACAAAAUGCAAUGACCUCAGUUCGCGAAGCCAUAGUAUUUUUACUAUUACUACCUUCCUGAAGCGGGUUUCGGACAAGGGUGAGGAAUAUAUAUGCAGCGGAAAACUAAACCUCGUUGAUCUUGCUGGGAGUGAAGACAUUCGGCGCAGUGGCGCUGAAAACAAGAGAGCUACGGAAGCUGGAUCAAUAAACAAGAGCUUACUUACGCUUGGACGGGUGAUAAAUGCUUUGGUUGACAAAAGUCCUCAUAUACCCUAUCGGGAAUCAAAACUUACACGGCUGCUUCAAGACUCCUUGGGAGGCCGUACGAAAACCUGCAUAAUUGCAACAAUAUCCUCUGCUCGCUGCAAUUUGGAGGAAACCAUGUCCACAUUAGACUACGCUUUUCGAGCAAAGAAUAUUCGAAAUAAGCCCCAGAUAAACUCUUCAAUUUCCAAAAAGGCGCUGCUACGAGAAUUUACAACUGAGAUUGAAAAGUUGCGAAGUGAUCUGAUAGCAACGAGACAGAGAAACGGCGUUUACCUGUCGACCGAAAACUACGAGGAAAUGACCGUGGAAAGCGAAUCCCGUCGUAUUCUCAGUGAAGAGCAACGGGCGAAGAUCGAGACAAUGGAAAUCAACUUGAAAACCAAAGUUCAAGAAUACCUAGCUUUGACAAGCAACUUCAAUGAGAUGAAAAAGAGCAAUGAGUCAACACAGUCAACGUUGGACCAAACAAAAACCCUUUUGGAGCAGACAGAGCAGAUUUUGAGCAAGGCCCAGAAGGACCUGGAGGAGGAGACAUUGUUACGCCGUGCACAUCAAGUGACAGAACAGAAACUCCAUAAUAUCGGCUCAACUCUCCUGUCGGUCAUUGAUCAGUCUGUAACAGACGUUUCUGGGUUGCAUUCUAAGCUUAGAAGGCGGUCAGUUCUUCACAAACAGAACAAAAGUGCCUGGGAGGAUUGUACUGGCAAGGUUCUGGAUGUUGCAAAAUCCGUUGAUGACAGGAUGGCGCUCCUUCGUUCCCAGCAUGCAACUCUCAUAAACGACCUCACUUCUCGCGUGGAAACCUUUGUAAGCAGUGAACUUGAGGCCCUAAAAAGGAGCCGGGAACUUCUUAAGGAAACCGAAUCCUCUCUUUCAAGAUUUGAAGAAGACUCCAAACGCCAAAAUCACAAGAACCGAGAUACCAUGAAUGACGUUCUGGAAGAAAUAAAGAUAUUGAGGGAAGAUGUACAGGAGAAAGUCGGGGAAGGCCUGAACGGGCUCUCUUCCGCUGCGGCGAGGAUCUCUGAGGAAGUGAUACAGGAACUUCAGCAAUUUGACUCUGAGUUACACACCAUGUAUAAUCUAUUAACCGGCGACUUUACCGAUUUGUUCCAAUCAGUCGUGGGCCACCUUCACUCCCAGAGGGAAGAAGUCGACGACCUUCGUGCACAGCUCCAACAGGCUAACGAGGAGGCUAAAGAAGCUAAUGAGAAGGCAGCUUUUCGAUUGGAAUUGACCCUUAAGGAGGAACGACAAGCGGCAGAUGCAGAGCGUUCUAUUCUAGCUUCACAGAUUCAUACCCUCUUAAACGAGUCAAGUGACCGACAAGCAGCUCGCCUUAAGGACAAAAUCGAUACUAUCAAGACUGAGGUACAGGUAUCAGGAAGGACGCUCCAGCAGUCGCAUGACAGAUAUCUUGGAACUUUGGAUAGCUGGGGUAGAAGUGGGGAUGAAUUGCUUGAGAAGGUGCUCAAAUCAGAAUCAGAAUUGAAAUCUAAGAUGAAAGAUCAUCUAGACCUUUUUAUUUCACGAAACAAUUCGAUACAUGCAACUACCAACACAGUUCAUGAACAAACAGUUCAUAUUGUUGAUGAACAAAAGAAAGAUAUGGCUGUUCAGAUGGAAGCCCUUGAUGAUUUCGUCAGAAGAGCCAGGUCCCAGAACAAUCAACACUGUGAAGUAAGCAACGGCAUUACCAAAAAACUAGGGCAACGGGUUAUGGACGGGUACCAUCAACAGCUUCAGCAAUUGGACGACUUUGAGAAGCGUGAGGCAGCAUUCCAAUCAGCCAUGUUGACUGAAAAUAAGUCUCUUGGAACCUUAGUGAACACCGCUACGUCCGAUGUAAAGCAACCGCUAUUAGACCUUCAGUCACAGAUCCAAACGACAUCUAUGGCGGAAUACGUGCCAACUGGGACUACCCCUGAGAAGAAAACAUACAGAUAUGAAGCCACACUCCCACGGACGGAAUCGCAUGCCAGUAUACUUGGAAAGAUGGAGUCUCCAUGUGGCCCAUUGACCACGCUCUCUCCUUCUUGUACGCCGCUAGGCUCCCCUUCAUUACACCAUGAACCUCCCACGUCACCAACAAAGUCGACAGUGUAUCAUGACUUGGAUAAUAAUGUUGAAGACGAAAAACCCUUACCCGCUGACGCUUCCGAGGAACCCGAUCAGCUAUCACCAACAAAGCUAAGAGAAGUUGAUAUCAAUGUGAUGAAUAAACCGAAUCCCGAACCGGCGGCUGCUGAAACGGGGCGCAAUAAUGAAAGUUGCAAGGAUACAGAGCCACCACCACUUAAACGGCAUCUCUCGUCUUCUGUUGCCGCCGCAUCAAACUUAACUGGCGAGACGAAAAUUCCAACAAAACGGAUGACACGUCGGAAUGCUAGAGGAACUGCAACUGGCGUUGGAAGUGGGCGAGAAAACACCCCUAUCUCUACUCUCAACGCAGGGUCAAGGAUCAACACAAGAAGAGUGAGGAGUGGCCCUACACACCAUUAA